CCCGAAGCAGACUUCCUGGACCGCAGCAGGCGGCAGGGGUGAAAAGGCGGCGGCGGGGGAUCCCAGAGCCAUGGGGAGCGGGCGCGAUGCCAUCCUGGAGGCGCUGGAGAACCUGACCGCUGACGAGCUCAAGAAGUUCAAAAUGAAGCUGCUGUCAGUGCCUCUGCGCGAGGGCUACGGUCGCAUCCCGCGGGGGCAACUGCAGCCCAUGGACGCCGUGGACCUCACCGACAAGAUCGUCAGCUUCUAUCUGGAGACCUACGGCGCUGAGCUCACCGCGGCCGUGCUGCGCGACAUGGGCAUGCAGGAGAUGGCCGAGGGGCUGCAGAGGACGCUCAAGAAGCCUGCUGCUGCACCAGUCGGGAUCAGGCACUCUCCUCCCAUGGCAGCCAAGUCAGCCCCAGCACUGCACUUUGUGGACCAGCACCGUGCAGCGCUCAUCAACCGGGUCACAGCCAUCGAUGGGGUGUUAGAUGCCCUGCAUGGGAAGGUCCUGACCGAGGAACAGUACCAGGCGGUGCGAGCAGAGACCACCAGUCAAAUGAAGAUGAGGAAACUCUACAGCUUUGCUCCAGCCUGGAACGUGACCUGCAAAGAUCUGCUCCUCCAGGCCCUGAGGGACACCCAGCCCUACCUGGUGGCCGACCUGGAGCAGAGCUGAUGUGUCUUCCCCAGCAAUGGCCCUUGCAGUGCCAGCCAAUUCAUCCUGAAUGUUUUUUUUAAUAUACAAUAUACAAAAAACCAGCUCAUA
Tupaia belangeri chinensis (Chinese tree shrew) is the source of this 751-nucleotide messenger RNA. It is a transcript of the gene PYCARD, whose product is annotated as PYD and CARD domain containing. Bases 71 to 661 code for a protein of 196 amino acids. The transcript is spliced from 3 exons. The record is from RefSeq and is a predicted model, not a curated record. Gene Ontology annotation, biological process: innate immune response; regulation of apoptotic process; inflammatory response. Lineage: Eukaryota; Metazoa; Chordata; Mammalia; Scandentia; Tupaiidae.